AUGCAAGAUGAGACGCCCUUUCUGGACCUUACGACGCAAGCCUUGGAUGUCUGCAGAUAUCAGCAGCACUACCGAUCACCUGAACUAUUCGAUGAGGAAGUUAAUGUGACCAGCACUCCUGAAGGAGAGACCGCAAUCACUACCACUGCUGAGGAGGAUGGAAUUUUGGUUACCAAGAUGCCUGAAGAAGGCACCUUGGUGACUGUUAAUCCCGGAGGAGCCGAGGAAGCUCCUUCCACUCUAAAUGAAAGUGAAGAAGUUAAUCUGGUCUCCAGAGAUGAAGUUAUUAUGACUGAUGAACCAGAAGGAUUUUUGGUUACUAGUGUCCCUGAAGAAGAUUUGCUUACAAGUAAACCUGUAGAGGAUACUCCUGUACCAAAGGAGAAUUUCUGGUUACGGCUGAAACCCCAUGAGGAAUUUUUGAAUAGCAGUGAACCUGAGGAAGAAGAGUCUUUGGUUACAAGCAAGCCAAAAGAAUCUCUUCUCACCAAUGCGACGGAAGAUAUGCUGAAUACCAGUGAACCCGAAGAAGAAUUUCUGACUACUGUUACACCAGAAGAAGAACAAUUAAUCACCACUGAUUCUAUAGGCCAUUCAAAUAUUAGUGUAACUGCUGCGGAAACCUUCGUCACUGACACACCAGAUAUAGAACCUGAAACCACUGACAGACCGGAUACAGAAUCUGAAAUCACUGAUCAACACAAUGAAGAACCUGUUACUCUUAAUUCAGUCAACGAACAACUCUUCACUACCGUUAUGCCAAGUGACGAUGAAAGUGAUGAGAACACGGAAAGGCCAGACUCACUUUCUGAAAUAGGCACCGAAAAGAUGUAG
Molecule: messenger RNA, 834 nt
Organism: Penaeus monodon (black tiger shrimp)
Lineage: Eukaryota; Metazoa; Arthropoda; Malacostraca; Decapoda; Penaeidae
Exons: 4
Coding region: 1-834 (277 amino acids)
Source: RefSeq, a predicted model, not a curated record